This is a messenger RNA of Pseudophryne corroboree (corroboree frog), 4809 nucleotides long. RefSeq names its product gastrula zinc finger protein XlCGF26.1-like. Gene Ontology annotation, biological process: regulation of transcription by RNA polymerase II. Gene Ontology annotation, cellular component: nucleus. The coding region runs from base 381 to 2228 and encodes 615 amino acids. NCBI's taxonomy places the organism in Eukaryota, Metazoa, Chordata, Amphibia, Anura, Myobatrachidae. The transcript has 7 exons. The record is from RefSeq and is a predicted model, not a curated record. Gene Ontology annotation, molecular function: RNA polymerase II cis-regulatory region sequence-specific DNA binding; DNA-binding transcription factor activity, RNA polymerase II-specific.
UUCCUCCCAUCCACUCUCACUAUGACUACAGAUAUCGCCCCAUCUGUUUUAGAGCUGUGAUUGACGCACCGGGCAGCCAAUCAGGUGCCUGUAGAUACGACGGACGUCAUGUAGACAGCGGUAGCAGCAUCACACAGGUCAUCACUAGAGUAACCAAAUAAACUACCUCAUAUGUGCGGCGGCCAUUUUCCUGUAGUCGCGCAAGAUAUUAGAACGUCAUAUCCUGCUACAGAGGGGGCGGACUUAGGGAGUCCUCAGCCGUCAUUUUGGAGAGCCUCAUUACUACAAGAGAUAAAUACGCAGUGUGGAUCCACAGAGUCUUAGUUUAGUCAUCACGUGAUUGUGAAACGCGUCCUGUAUAAAUUGCUGAGUCACUGAAGAUGGACAAGGACCGGAGUCACAUGACCGACAGGAUACUAAAUCUAACUCUGGAGAUCAUCUACGUGCUGACUGGGGAGGAUUAUACAGUAGUGAAGAAGAUAUCCAGUGACCGUUUGACACCCAUCGGCUGUGACUCCAUCACUGUGCCUCCACCUCACUCACUGAUACAUGAGAGACAAAAUGACCAAAUGAUCCUGGAACUCACCAACAAGAUCAUUCAGCUGCCAACUGGAGAGGAGGGGGAGUAUAUAGAGGAACACAGGGGUCUGUACAAGGACGUGAUGAUGGAGAAUCACCGGCCCCUCACAUCACUGGAUGGGCCCAGUAACAGAGAUACCCCAGAGAGAUGUCCCCGUCCUCUGUAUUCCCAGGAUUGUACAGAGGAGAAUCACAGGAUCCCACAGGAGGAUCAGGGUGAAGAUCUGACUGAUAAAAAGGCAGAAGAUAUAAAGAGAGAAGAAGAGACGUAUGUGACAGUUAAUAUUGCAGAAGAUACAGAGGAAGAAGAGACGUAUGUGACUGAUAUAAAGGAAGAAUAUGUAGAGAGAGAAGAAGAGAUGUAUGCGAGAGGUGAUCAGUUGUGUAAGGAGGAGGAAAUUCCUACAGAUAUCCGCACAGCAGAUGGACAGAGAGGCAGGAAUACCUCGGAGAGACAUCUAACUAUGUUUCCAGAUUUGAAAUUAGAAGAGAACAUCUCAUGGUAUUCUGGAGGAGAAUACUCCAUUACCCCAAUUAUACAUCCAGUACCUCACAGUGCCGAUAUAUCAUCUGUUCCCGCUAACCAUGAGGAGUGUAACAUUAAUUCAGAUGUUGCUACACAUAGUACAGCUCCUACAGAUUCUACAGUCUUUCCCUCUUCUGAAUUUGUUAAAUCCUGUAAUAAUCAGUCAGUCUUUGUUACACAGGAGAAUCGCACAAGUAAGACACUAUUUUCAUGCUCUGAGUGUGGGAAAUGUUUUAAAUAUAAAGCAAAUUUUAUUGAACAUCAGAGAAUUCACACAGGCGAGAAGCCAUUUCCAUGCUCUGAAUGUGGGAAAUGUUUUACACAGAAGUCGAAUCUUGUUACACAUCUGAAAAAUCACAGAGAUAAGAGACCAUUUUCAUGCUCUGAGUGUGGGAAAUGUUUUACAUAUAAAUCACUUCUUGUCAUACAUAAGAGAAGUCACACAGGUGAGAAGCCAUUUUCAUGUUCUGUGUGUGGAAAAUGUUUUACAUAUAAAUCAUUUCUUGUCAUACAUGAAAGAAGUCACACUGGUGAGAAGCCAUUUCCAUGUUCUGAGUGUAGGAAAUGUUUUAAAAAGAAAUCAGAUCUUGUUAGACAUCAGAUAACUCACACAGGUGAGAGGCCAUUUCCAUGUUCUGAGUGUGGGAAAUGUUUUACACAGAAAUCAGAUCUUGCUGCACAUCAGAGACGUCACACAGGUGAGAGGCCAUUUCCAUGCUCUGAGUGUGGGAAAUGUUUUACACAGAAAUCCGAUCUUGUGAUACAUCAGAGAAGGCACACAGGUGAGAAGCCAUUUUUAUGCUCUGAGUGUGGGAGAUGUUUUACACAGAAAUCAUAUCUUGUUAAACAUCGGAGAACUCACACAGGUGAGAGACCAUUUCCAUGUGCUGAGUGUGGGAAAUGUUUUACGCGUAAAUCAGCUCUUGUUACACAUCGGAGAACUCACACAGGUGAGAGGCCAUUUCCAUGCUCUGAGUGUGGGAAAUGUUUUACACGUAAAUCAGCUCUUGUUAGACAUCAGAGAAAUCACUCAGGAGAGAGACCAUUUCCAUGCUCUGAGUGUGGGAAAUGUUUUACACAUAGAUCUGAUCUGGUUAGACAUUUGAAAAUUCACACAAAAUGAAAACAAUAUCAAUGAGCUCACCGAUAUGAAAGAGGAUUCCAGCAAUCUAUAUAUUAUGAAAAGCAUUGAUAUUAUAAUUUGCAAUUAAAGUACGGAGUGUAUUCUCAAAGGUAUAUUAUCCUCACCUAUUCAAUAUAGAGGACAAUUCAAAAUUCAAGUCGUUGCCAUACACAGACAUAGGGGAAAUUUUCGCCAUCGACGUAAGACUGGAACAGAAUGUACAUGUAUGGAUGUUAUUGCAAUCUACUUAUUCUGUUAGAUGUCGGUAUCUGUUAUAUCUCUUCACAACAUUUUGGCCAAAGCCAAGGAAUUAAUUUGUUUUGACUGUGGUCUUAUUUGCAGCAAGUAAAGAAGAUUUAAUAAGUUGGGACAGGGGUACAACCAGCUCCAAUCAAGGGACUCAAGCUCCUCCUCCUCAUAUGCAACCUGUCCUACCGACACCAGUUUUUGGUGCCUAAGUUUUUUUUUUGUGAUGAGUAAAGCUAGUGUUCUGAGUAGUACUCCAGCUUGUUAAGAAUUUGGGAGAUUUUUACGUUUUAUUCUUUCCUCUUUGGCUAAUAGGGGGUGAGUGGGUGAGUUCUUUCCCUCCAUUUUUCUAUGGAGCCUUUAGCUGAUCAAUUAUGUUCUUUUCAAGCCCUGAACUUUAGUAUACCGAAGUUGCGGCAUGCCAGUUUAGUCAGACAGCCAAACCGGCCGCAGACCAACACACAGAUAUUAGACAUCGUGAGAAGGUAGCCCAUCAGGAGAAGCCCUUGGUAAAAGCUCAUCUGUUAUGUUUCAUGGACAAGUGGUUAGAAUCCACUUCAGAGACUUGGUAAGAGGUAUAGUUACAUAGGUUUAUAUUAUAGAUCUUCUACCAGUUCACUUGAUCCAAGAAAGUGUCUGGCUUUACAAGAGGCAAUUUAGAAGUUUCAGCAGGAAUUGUCCCAGUGCCUGCCGGCAGAGAGGUGUGAUAUUUUAUUGAAACCUUUUCCUUGGUCAGAAGCCAGACGGGUCUUUUGGGCCACUGCAUUCAGAGUCUUUACCAAGGUGAUGGAGGCCUUGCUAAGGUUUAAUAAAAGUAGUUACUCCAGAGAUUCUGUUAGAUCAUGUCAGAUUAACAGAACGAAGAGUUGGUUUCCCAUGGUUGGGUAAUAUAUUGUUUAAAAUUAAAUAAUCAAGUCUAGUUCUGGAUUUUCCUGGGCAAACUGUUCAAAAUCAGACUCAUGAGGGGUUUUCCUUCUAGAAACAAGAUUCCCUUCCUACAAAAAAAUGGUAACAUAGCUCCUGAAAUAGAGACGUGUUGGUACUUUAUUGCAUAAAGGCAUUGGGCAAGAUGGUCUUCACUUAUCAGGCAAAUCAUUUUGCCCAAUUUCACUCUCAGAAGUUACAGAUAAAGAUUUUAUGCAGAAGAUACAGGUCCCAUCUUCAUCUGUAAUCUGUAUUUCAUUCUGUUCACUGUUGUAGCAACCUAACAGGUCAUUCUUUUGUAAUGUCAGAAUGACAUUACAUGUUUCAGGGCAGGUGGUUUCUCGAAGAGUCCUUACUCCAUAUCCAUGUUCUGAAACUUUAGGCUGGUCUUCAGUGCCCGAAAUUCCCUUUACAUAGACCAGUUCCUCAAGUCUACAUAAAGGGUCAGACAGUCUAAGUUAAUUUAGACAUUGCUAUUAUAAUAGCAUAUUUGAACCAUCAGGGGAUACCAAGAUUGCCCAGGCCACAGAGACAUCAAGGAUCAUCCUAUGAGUGGAGAGGAAUGUGCGGUCUCUCGCCGCUUUGUAUUUUCCCGAGGUGAGCAUUGGGCAUUGGACUAUCUCAGCAGACAGAACCUACAUUUGGGGGAAUGAUCACUCCAUCCGGAUGUUUUCCAACAGAUAGUGGACAAAUGGGUUCAACCAGAUAUUAAUAUGAUAGUGUCCACAUUGAACUUCAAAGUAAGACAUUACUGUACCAGGAUAAGAGAUCCGGAGUUGGUAUUAGUUGAGGUAGUGAUGGUCUUUUGGGAUUAUCCCCUCAUUUACCAUGCUGCAGAAGGUCAUGGAAAAGGUAAAGGGUACGUCAUUCUUGUUGCUUUAGACUGGCCAUAAAGGGUUUGGGAAUUUGGAUCUGCUGUGCAGGUGGCAGGCUCUUGCAUGGCCUGGUCCCUUAAUCCAGGGGAGAUUCCUACAAUCAGCAUUACCGCAUCUAGUUAUGACAGCUUGGUUACUCAGAUCCAAAAUGUAUUCAGAUAAGUUGAAAAAGACCACAAUGAAUGUUAGGUGGCCUGCAUCAGCCAAAAGGUAUCACAGAGUAUGGAAAUCUUAUGUGGCCUGGUGUGAAUGGAUGAAGGUCCCCACUUUGACCUUCACAUUGGCACAACUGUUCAUGUUUUACAGGAGGGUCUUGAUGCAGGGUAAAGGUGGGGUUAUCUGAAAGUUCAGUCAUGUCAGUGUUUUUUUUUUUUAAUCAGUAAAAAACUAGUAACAAUUCCAGAGUUCUAGACUUUUGCAAAGCUUUCCCCAUUUUCAAGGCCAGUACUCAACCUCUGUUCAAAGGCAUUUUCUCUGACGUCCUAGUGGAUGCUGGGACUCCGUAAGGACCAUGGGGGAUAUAGCGGCUCCGCAGG